This is a messenger RNA of Xenopus laevis (African clawed frog), 2311 nucleotides long. RefSeq names its product RAB5A, member RAS oncogene family S homeolog (gene rab5a.S). Gene Ontology annotation, molecular function: GTP binding; GTPase activity; G protein activity. Bases 454 to 1104 code for a protein of 216 amino acids. The record is from RefSeq and is a predicted model, not a curated record. NCBI's taxonomy places the organism in Eukaryota, Metazoa, Chordata, Amphibia, Anura, Pipidae. Gene Ontology annotation, cellular component: plasma membrane; early endosome membrane; cytoplasmic vesicle. The transcript is spliced from 7 exons.
ACGCCAGGAUCUCGCGAGAUGAGAGUUGUGACGGCUGUAUUAGCUGUCCGGCAGGAACCGAGAAGCUGGACUGUAACGGCGUUGCGGGACGUUUCAGCAGUGAUCCGGGACAGCGGCCUGUGCUAAGAAAAUCGGGACUGUCCCGCGGAAAGCUGGCUUGUUUGGCGACUUAAAGAAGAACUAAAGCUUAACAAUGAAGUAGGGUACAAAUGGUGCACAUUAUGUUUUGAGAUUCCGUACCAGCCCACAAGUGACCACAGCCCCUUUGGAUCUAAAAUCUCCAUCUUCUUUUCUGCUGAUUCACUGCACAUGCUCUGUCACUUACUGAGCUUAGGGACCGACUCAAACAACAAUAUCAAAUUGCCGGAAGGAUAAAAGAGCAUCCAAUCAACCCUUUGCUUCUUGGGCUACUGCCAGCUUUGCAACCAUCAGACUUUUUGUCCACUCUUAAACAUGGCAAACCGAGGCGGAGCUACCAGACCGAAUGGACCGAAUGCGGGGAAUAAAAUCUGUCAGUUUAAACUUGUCCUUUUAGGAGAAUCUGCAGUCGGAAAGUCCAGUUUAGUGCUUCGCUUCGUAAAGGGACAGUUUCAUGAAUUCCAAGAAAGCACAAUCGGAGCUGCUUUCCUUACCCAAACAGUCUGUCUUGAUGAUACAACUGUAAAAUUUGAAAUUUGGGAUACAGCUGGUCAAGAGAGAUAUCACAGCCUGGCUCCAAUGUACUACAGGGGAGCCCAAGCUGCAAUAGUUGUAUAUGACAUCACAAAUGAGGAAUCAUUUGCAAGAGCAAAGAACUGGGUAAAAGAGCUGCAGAGACAGGCAAGCCCCAAUAUUGUGAUAGCUUUAUCUGGUAACAAAGCUGAUCUGGCCACAAAGAGAGCUGUGGAUUUUCAAGAAGCUCAAGCUUAUGCAGAUGACAACAGCUUAUUGUUCAUGGAGACUUCUGCAAAGACAUCAGUGAAUGUGAAUGAGAUAUUCAUGGCCAUAGCUAAAAAGCUUCCCAAGACGGAACCACAGGCUGGUGGAAGCAACACCAUCAGAGGAAGAGGAGUAGACCUAACUGAAACAGCACAACCUACCAAAAGCCAAUGCUGUAGUAACUAAAUAAAGGCUUUUUGUUCUUUAAACUGUAUGGAUAUUAUCUUGCUUCCUAAUUGUUAAUAACAAUUUAGUGUUUAAUCCUGUCUUGGCCUUAGUGCCAGCCCUUCAGAUGCAUUGCAAGCCUCCAUGGCAGUAUGUUCAACUAGGCCCUGAGAAAACUAAUAAAGAGAGACUUGCAGUGUGGUCUCAUACAUAAUACAGAGUUUGUUUACUGCUAAUUCUGAUUUCUUUUUUUCAAUAUGCAUGCAUUAUGUUCUACAAGCCGUUCUCGGUGUGGAGGAAUAGACUGGUGUAUUGUAAAGACUCAGGACCUUGUUAAGAACAAUAUUUGUAUCUGCAAUGCAUUGCAAACUUCUGGGUGCAACGUAGAAAUGGUUAUAUUAUAUUAUGAUGGUGACAAUUAGCCCAAAGUGGAACUUUUAACUUUUUUUUUUUUUUUUUAAGAUAAUACAAGCAGGGUAUAAAAUCUAUUUCAUCUCUUCUUUACAGUGUUUGCUCAAAAUCACCUUCUCCAAAAUCCAGAUCUACAUUCCGUUUAUUAAUUUAUAACUUGUUAGCCACUAAUGUUGCUGCUUUCAAACGAUAAGUACACCAAUAACCCAUUGAUGUUUAGGGGGAUAUUCUUGGUUUUUAUUUAAUAAACCAUUACCGAGAAUCAUGUUUAACACCAAGGUGAUUUUUAUUUUCAUCUCUUGCCAUCUUCAGAGUACCCCAAACUCUCACAAUUCUGCUUCUAAUUUUUGCUAUUUUUUUCCUUCCUUUUUUAUUUUUGUAUGCAGUUUUACCCAAUACAAAUACAAAACAAAAUGCAAUUAUGUAUCCUCCAUUUAGCUAUCUUAAAAUUGGAUGGUAAAAUUGUAAUGUAAAUAGGGUACUGUAGUCUACAUUUGUUUAAUAUGUUCUGUUACUUGUAAGAUUUGGUUAAAAUUGUACAGUUACUAAAAUGAUAAAAAUAAAAAGCUAAUGUACUUUUUUUUUUCCCCUCUAUCCUGAUUUCCUCCUAUGUGGCUUAUGGUGUUUCUUUUACCACUGUAACAAUUCACUCCCUGUAUGUAUUAAAGCAUGGUGAAACAUUUGAGCAUUGGGUUUUAAUAUGUUAAGAUUUGUUAUACAAUUAUUUUAGCUUUGAAACCUUUAAAAGGUAUUACAGUUAAGUGCUCUUUGGUGAUUGACACUCAAUAAAUCAAACCGUGGUAAUUUAAACCAGAAA